GGUCAAAUGUCAAUGCCACCAUCAUUUUACAAAUUAGCCAAUAAAUUAAAAUAAACACAUGAAACGACGACAUAGAAUUAAUAUUUCAAAUGCAAAAAAUAAUAAACAACAACAACAACAACAACAACAACAACAACAACAACAACAACGACAAGUUCCUCAACUUGAUGUGCAAAAUAAUGAAACAAUUUUAUUAGAUAUCUAGGUCGUACCACACAUUAUCGUGAACUGUAAAGCCUGGAAUAUUGCAUAGAGAAAUUUAUCACUUUUGUCGUUGUUUCUGUUUCUAGUUUUUAGUCGGUGUUACAGGGCGAAAUUGCAAAACGAAAAAAAUUUUUUAUUAAAGGAAUGCACCCCUGGUAUUCUGGUCUCUGAUUCUCUGCGGAUCUCUGCAGCAUGAAGCAAAUAAAAAACGCAAUAUAUUUAUUGGCAGUACUGACUUUAAGAUUUGGAGUAUGUACAGACAUUCAAAGAUGUAUGCCAAAAAUCGGUAAUGAUUGCAAUAAUAGGAGGAGGAAUUGGCGGUGCAUCAGCCUCUCAUUUCAUCAAACUGAAGUUUGAUGGAAACGAAGAUCUCAAAAUUCACUUGUUCGAGCCAAAUAAAAUUGGAGGGAGAUUAGCAACAAUAUUUAUUGAUGGUAAUGAAUAUGAGGCUGGAGGUUCAAUCAUACAUUCACGAAACCGUCUGAUGAAAUAUUUCGUUAAUUUACUUGGCUUGAAAGAAACACCGUAUUCAGAUGCAAACGCUAAAAAAUUUGCCUUUUGGAAUGGGAAUGAAUUGAUUUUCAAAUCAAGUAAUUAUCAAGUUGUUACUUUAACCAAAUUGGUCUAUCAAUAUGGUCUUCAGCCAUUUCAGUUGAAUCAUUACAUUGAUUCAAUUCUUGAUGAUUUCGAAAAAGUUUAUGAUAAUCAUGAGAAUAAUCAAGCAUUCAAAAAUUUGACGAGUUUAUUAUCAUCUAUGAAUAUGAAAUAUCCAGAAAUGUUAAAGACAUCAACAGAAGAACAUUUUAAAAAUUUAGGAUACUCUCUUAAAUUUAUUGAAGAGAUGAUCAAAGUGAGUUUAGUUGUAAAUUAUGGACAAGAAAAUAAUGUACAGAGUUUCGUCGGAUGUGUUUCCGCUGCAGGAGCUGGAUCAUCAUUAUGGUCAAUAAAAGGAGGCAAUAAAAAAGUUCCGGAAAUGUUGAUCAAGCAGAAUGAUAAUAUUGAACUUUUUUCUUCAAUUGUCGACAGGAUAACGUUAAAUUCAACUAAAACGGAGCAAACUCAGUAUACGCUACGUUACAAGAGUCCAGGAAGUUCAGAGGAUUAUCAUUUCGAAAAUUAUGACAUUGUUAUUAUAGGAAAACCUCUCACCGACGAUCACGACAUGCCAAUUAAAUUCCGCAAUUUCGAUAGUACUAAGAACUUCAAAUUUCCUGGCAAAUAUCAGAUCACAUAUGCAACAUUUGUAAAAGGAACUUUAAGGCCGUCUUACUUUGGGGAUGAGGAUUUUUUUGAUGCUAUUUUUAGCUGCGAUCCAAACAAGACAACAAUCAGCUCUAUAUCAAGACUUGAAACAGUUAAAGGAACUGUAUCCGAUGUUUGGAAAAUAUUCUCCAAAACUUCGUUGGAGCGACAAGUGAUUAAUAAAAUAUUUUCGGAAGUGGUUUAUGUUAAAGAAGUAAAAUGGAAAGCCUAUCCGCAGUACAACACUCGUCAAAGGUCAGACAGAUUUUGUUUACAUGAUGGGUUGUAUUACAUAAAUGCAAUUGAAUGGGCUGCGAGCGCUAUGGAAAUGAGUGCAAUUGGAGGCAGAAAUGUUGCUAUUCUAGCACACAAAAAUUACAUGAAAACAUGCGAUAAUAAUAAUUCACAAAAACUAAAAAAAAUAAAACCACACAGUAGUCAACAUGUUGAACUAUGAUAUUUCGUGAAAGACAAAAUAUUUCGUAGAAAAAAAAAACAAAAACAUAAUUUUAAUUUAAAUAAUAUUUUGACUGUAGUU
Messenger RNA from Aphidius gifuensis, 1984 nucleotides. Its product is annotated as prenylcysteine oxidase-like. The coding region runs from base 494 to 1903 and encodes 469 amino acids. The record is from RefSeq and is a predicted model, not a curated record. NCBI's taxonomy places the organism in Eukaryota, Metazoa, Arthropoda, Insecta, Hymenoptera, Braconidae. The transcript is spliced from 6 exons. Gene Ontology annotation, biological process: prenylcysteine catabolic process; prenylated protein catabolic process. Gene Ontology annotation, molecular function: prenylcysteine oxidase activity.